AUGAGCGAUGACGGAUGGAUUGCUGUCGACGGUCUCAAAGUUCUUCCAGGACAGGGCACGAGACAAUUUGAGCUCUUCACGGCGCGAAAGGCGCCCCGGAGUGUAAUGCGCGAGGAAGUCCUACGAGCAUACGAGGCUAGGAUGAUUGAGCAGACCAAGAGAAUGGCUAGCGGGGCAGACGAGAGUUAG
Molecule: messenger RNA, 189 nt
Organism: Colletotrichum spaethianum
Lineage: Eukaryota; Fungi; Ascomycota; Sordariomycetes; Glomerellales; Glomerellaceae
Product: quinic acid utilization activator
Exons: 1
Coding region: 1-189 (62 amino acids)
Source: RefSeq, a predicted model, not a curated record